Messenger RNA from Musa acuminata AAA Group (dessert banana), 2113 nucleotides. Its product is annotated as casein kinase 1-like protein 2. Lineage: Eukaryota; Viridiplantae; Streptophyta; Magnoliopsida; Zingiberales; Musaceae. The transcript is spliced from 14 exons. Gene Ontology annotation, molecular function: protein serine/threonine kinase activity; ATP binding. The record is from RefSeq and is a predicted model, not a curated record. The coding region runs from base 322 to 1746 and encodes 474 amino acids. Gene Ontology annotation, biological process: signal transduction; endocytosis; peptidyl-serine phosphorylation. Gene Ontology annotation, cellular component: nucleus; cytoplasm.
UGUUCGUGUUAAAACGAUUGACAAAAGGCUUAUAUACAUGUAUGACUAUCUCCAACUCUUCCCUCUCUCACUCCACAUUCUUCUUCAUCGAUGCGUCAGGCCAACCAACUCAAUCGCCCAAUCUCGACUGGUCAAAUCCACCUUCCUCAACUCACGAAAGAAAAGAAACGUAGUUUAUGUUCAUUCUGUUCGAGAUUAUUAUUAUUAUUAUGUUUUUUUAAUGGUUGACAUCCUCGUCUUAAUUCCUCGAUCGAUUAAUCUCGAUUGCGAAAUCCUUGAGUCGGGAGCGUUGCGGUCGCUCCUGUUUCUGAUCUCCGUCGGAUGGAGCCUCGCGUGGGGGACAAGUUCCGCCUUGGUCGCAAGAUCGGGAGCGGUUCCUUUGGAGAGAUCUAUUUAGGAACUAAUAUCCAAACAAACGAAGAGGUUGCCAUAAAGCUCGAAAAUGUUAAGACGAAGCAUCCGCAGUUGUUAUACGAAUCAAAGCUAUACAAGAUUUUACAGGGUGGAACUGGAAUUCCAAACGUGAGAUGGUAUGGGAUUGAGGGUGAAUACAAUGUCCUUGUGAUGGACUUAUUGGGGCCAAGUCUUGAAGACCUGUUCAAUUUUUGCGGCAGAAAGUUUUCUUUAAAGACAGUUUUGAUGCUUGCAGAUCAGAUGAUCAAUAGAGUUGAAUUUGUGCAUUCUAAGUAUUUUCUACAUCGUGAUAUCAAACCAGAUAACUUUCUUAUGGGUCUUGGGAGACGAGCUAAUCAGGUUUACAUUAUUGAUUUCGGACUUGCCAAGAAGUACAGAGAUAGUUCAACACAUCAGCAUAUUCCAUAUAGAGAGAACAAGAACUUGACUGGGACAGCAAGGUAUGCAAGUGUUAACACCCAUCUUGGCAUCGAGCAAAGCAGGAGAGACGAUAUGGAAUCUCUUGGAUAUGUUCUUAUGUACUUCUUAAGAGGAAGUCUUCCAUGGCAGGGUCUAAAAGCUGGAACUAAGAAACAGAAAUAUGAAAAAAUUAGUGAAAGAAAAGUAGCCACAUCCAUUGAAGCUUUAUGUCGGGGUUAUCCUUCGGAGUUUGCAUCAUACUUCCACUAUUGUCGAUCGCUACGUUUCGAUGAUAAGCCAGAUUAUGCAUACCUUAAGAGAUUGUUCAGGGACCUUUUUAUUCAUGAAGGCUUCCAGUUUGAUUAUGUUUUUGAUUGGACAGUUUUGAAGUCUCAGCAAUCACAGAAUGCUAGUGCUCCUCCACGUCCUAUUAUCUCUGGUGUUGGACCUAGCUCUGGUUUGGUUCCUGCCACUGCAAAUGAUAAACAUUCUGGUGGUGAAGAAGGAAGGAUAAGUGGCUGGCCAGCAGCAGACUCCCCCCAUCUUGCUCGAGUUCCACCUCCAGCUGUACAUGCAGGGACCUUGGCAAAACAGAAGACUCCUCUUGGUAAUGAACCGUCUGUCAACAAAGAAGCUGCGUUUUCCAGUUCGACUUUUCUGGGGCAAUCAAGCGGAUCUUCAAGGCGAGCUGUUGUUUCUAGCAGCCAGGACAUGUGGGGCUCUGGGGCAGAUCAAUCAUGCACUCACACCACGGAGCAGAGUCCUCGGACUAUCUGUAAAGUUUCGAGUUCCGAGGGGAAUUCCCCCUUCGAUUCUGCAGAUCCCAGGCGCAUUUCCUCUGGAAGGAAUUUAGCAAACACUAAGAACUAUGAAUUCACCCUCAAAGGUAUCAGGGGUCUUAGCUUCGAUCAUGAUAAGAGGAUCAGAUACUAGUGUUGUAAACCAAGCUGCUGCCGUGGCCUUGCUUUACGUUCACUCUGUAAAUAUGUAUAACAGAGCAUGAGUCAGAUUAGUCAUUUCCUUGCCAUGAGUUGGUCUCUAGACCUGCUGAUUAGAGGAAGUGUCCCCAUAGACAAGAAAAGAUUGAUGGUGGAUCUGAGGAGCUAUGAUGUCCAGCUUCUGGAUGCCCGUGGUAUGGCUGUACAUUUAUUUAGAGUUGUUGCCAUGGCUCAUGAUUUCUAUCAUUGCAUCAAUGCUAUUUAGUAUGUUGUUUGUAAAUUUUUUUCUGUACUUUACAAUUACAUUAAAAUGUUAGUUUUCAAUAUUUAAUGUUAUCUUGAGUAUGGCUUUGUUUGUGGAA